UUUGAUAACAUUACAACUAUUUGUUGCUACAAUAAAAUAAGAUGAGUUCAACUCAAUCCAAACCUUCAUCCGUCAAUGCCCGUGGCAUGGCUCUGCCGUCCGAGCCUCACCGCCGUCGCCGCCACAACCACAACCACAUCUCCACCUUCCUCCAAUCCACCGCCUCCAACUUCGCCUCUCUCUUCAACCCCCCAAACCCUCCCUCCCUGACUCUCCCGCACCCGCCCACCUCCGUCUCCCUCCCUCUCUUCUUCGCGCCUCCGCUCUCCGGUUCCUCCACCGUGGACUCAGCCACUUCCAAGCCCGCCCAUCCCCCAGCAAAGUCAGUCCGCAUCGCGCGGCUUGGUGCCAAUGGAAAAGGCGGCGGCGGGCCAGUCUUCUUGGGGGAGGUGUUCAGCUUGUGCGACCUCUCCGGAACGGGGCUCAUUGCCGCUUCCAAGCACUUCGGCAUUCCCUUCAUUUCGGAAAGAACCCCUGAGUGGCUGAAAAAAAUAUUUGCACCGAUCACCAAGAGUGAGAGGAAUGGUCCUGUAUUUCGCUUUUUUAUUGAUCUAGAAGAUGCAGUUUCAUAUGUUGAAAAGCUGAAUAUUCCAAGUUGCGUGGUGGGUGCCUUUCGUCUUGAUCUAGCAUAUAAACAAUUCAAGGAAAAACCUCACUUGUUCCAGUUUGUUCCAAAUGAGAAGCAGGUCAAGGCAGCCAAUAAACUGCUGAAGACAAUAUCAGAGCAUGGUGACAAGAAAAAGGUUGAUGGGGUGCCUGUGUUUGGUGCCCAGAACUUAGAUAUUGCAAUAGCAACUACAGAUGGUAUUAAAUGGUACACUCCCUACUUCUUUGAUAAAAACAUGCUUGAUAAUAUUCUUGAAGAUGCUGUUGAUCAACAUUUCCAUAACUUAAUCCAAACUCGACACAUGCAGCGGCGGCGGGAUGUGGUUGAUGACAACUUAGCUGCAGAAGUGAUUGAGGAAAUGAGCGAUAGGUUAGGGGAGCCUCCAGAGGUUCAGGAAUUGCUAGACGAAAUGGGCCACCCUAGUAUACCAUUAAGUGUUAUUUCAAAAGCUGCAGGGCUUCAGUUUCAGUAUACUGUCGACAAAGUAUUACUGGGUAAUAGGUGGUUGCGGAAAGCAACAGGCAUACAACCAAAAUUUCCAUAUAUGGUUGACUCAUUUGAGAGAAGAAGUGAAGCUUCUCUUCUGAGAGCUACAGAGUCAAGCAGCUGCCUUGAGAACUCUAAAGUGGAAGAUGAUAGGCAAAUUUCUGAAUGCUUAGACUCUUCUAAUUGCAGUUUGGAUGGUAAUACUGAAGCAAUCAAACAACCUAGUCCAAGCUUAAGUCUACCAUUUGGUAAUUGGUUUCAUCACCUAUGGCCGAAACAGUGUCGUGAAAAAGCAAGCUCAUCUAGAAAAGGUGUAAAUAAGGAAGAAAUGAAACCAAGACCCAUUCUUCCAAAAGUUACAAUGGUUGGUCUCUCUACAGAAGAAGCAGGCCAAACGAGCAAAGCUAAUUUAAAGAAGACAAUGGACGAUUUGACAAGAGAGUUGGAGAAGACAGAACUAGAUAUUAUGACAGAUGGUGGCAGUAAAGAGUGCAAAGUAGAAGAUAGGGAUCCACUAUUUGUGGCAAAUGGGGGAAAUUACUAUUCUAGUAUGAGGAGAAAACCAGGAUCUGGUCGCUAGUUUAGAGUAGGAUCCAACUAAAACCUUUUUGUCACAGAAUUUUUCAUUUGCAGGUUGUUGCGGAUAUUUAUUGAUCUCCGAAUAAGGUUCAGAAUAUCGGGUUAUCUAUUAACACUCAUGUUAUUUAGUGUUGGAGCUGGAAAUAACCUCAUUUGCGGUGUAUACCGAAAGUGGAUGAAUAAAGCUUUAGAUUAUUAUUUACGAUCAAUGUUGUAAAUGAUUAUAUAUGUAAUUCAUCACUGAUGCCCGUUUUGAUUUUGCUUUGGGAAGUUUAAUAAAACUGUGAUACAUAAUGCUUAGUAACUA
Molecule: messenger RNA, 1979 nt
Organism: Glycine soja
Lineage: Eukaryota; Viridiplantae; Streptophyta; Magnoliopsida; Fabales; Fabaceae
Exons: 8
Coding region: 42-1673 (543 amino acids)
Biological process (GO): protein transport
Source: RefSeq, a predicted model, not a curated record